Molecule: messenger RNA, 3217 nt
Organism: Alosa sapidissima (American shad)
Lineage: Eukaryota; Metazoa; Chordata; Actinopteri; Clupeiformes; Clupeidae
Gene: cdh10a
Product: cadherin 10, type 2a (T2-cadherin)
Exons: 12
Coding region: 287-2638 (783 amino acids)
Biological process (GO): calcium-dependent cell-cell adhesion; multicellular organism development; adherens junction organization
Cellular component (GO): plasma membrane; catenin complex; adherens junction
Molecular function (GO): calcium ion binding; cadherin binding
Source: RefSeq, a predicted model, not a curated record
GUUGGAAUCCCAGUGCAGCCAAGAGGCGAGCGCUCUGCCCGGCUCAGCUCUGAAAUGAGGAUAGAUGACAUGCACUAAGAGGGACACAAGAUCUUUCUGAAAGAGGUUCGAGGGGGAGAUCAAAGCGCGGACCACAAUGUCAGAUUCCCCUGUGCUGCCCACCCCUCCUCUGUUUCCGGCCUCUCCCUGCGAGCAGCCUCGCCCUCAUUAGAUCAUCCAGCGGGGCUCCAACGCAAAGGCGGACAGGCGGAUAUAUCUCUUUCUCUCUGGUGGAUUGAUUGAUGUAAUGAUGAUGAAUCGCUUCCUCCCUCUGCUCUCCCUGCUCCUCGUCUCCCACCUGAGCAGCCCGGCACGACUGACGCCUCGCGGCGGCGAUGGGGGAAACAGGAAGCUGGCCACUGGGGCGGUCAGAGGCGAGGGAGUGCUGCACAGGUCCAAGAGGGGAUGGAUGUGGAACCAGUUCUACUUGAUGGAGGAGUACACGGCGAAUGAAUACCAAUAUGUUGGCAAGCUCCAAUCCAACAUGGACAGACUCGAUGGCACUGUGCGCUACGUUCUCACCGGAGAAGGAGCGGGGACUAUUUUUCAGAUAGAUGAAAAAACUGGUGAUCUCCACGCCAUCAGGAAGUUGGACAGGGAAGAAAAGGCCAAUUACACGCUGCAAGUUACAGCUGUCAACACAAGGACAAACCGGCCUCUAGAGCCACAGACCGAAUUCAUUAUCAAAAUCCAUGAUAUCAAUGACAAUGAGCCAAAGUUUGCCAAGGCCACCUACACGGCCAGCGUCCCUGAGAUGACGGCUGUCGGUACGCCAGUCAUGCAAGUCACCGCCACAGACGCCGACGACUCCUCGUACGGCAACAGUGCCAAGCUGGUGUACAGCAUCCUCCAAGGUCAGCCCUACUUCUCCGUGGAGCCAGACUCAGGGUGGAUCAAAAUAGCUUUACCUAAUAUGGACCGGGAGGUAAGGGAGAAGUACCAGGUGGUCAUUCAGGCCAAAGAUAUGGCAGGGCAAAUGGGAGGCCUCUCUGGGACUACCACAGUCAACAUCACCCUGACUGAUGUCAAUGACAGUCCACCAAGAUUCUCAUCCAGUUCUUACCAUCUCAGCAUUCUGGAAUCAACUGAGGUAGGCUCCACGGUGGGACGGAUAAAAGCCAAAGACGGCGAUGCAGGAGAGAAUGCUGAGAUGGAGUACAGCAUUAUAGAUGGGGAUGGGAGGGAGUUCUUCAGUAUCCUCACAGACAGCAUGACCAAGGAGGGGAUCAUCAUGGUGAAAAAGAAACUGGACUAUGAGCGGCAGAGAGUCUACACUGUGAAGGUUGAGGUAAACAACACCAAGCUGGACUCGCGCUACUCCUCGUUCGGGCCCUUCAGGGACACGGCCACUGUUAAGAUCACGGCCCAGGACGUGGACGAGCCGCCGGUGUUCAGCGUGUCCCCGUAUGUUGUGGAGGUUCGGGAGGACACUGCCAGAGGCAACACCAUCGGGAAGGUCACAGCCUGGGACCCAGACAGUCCUCACCACCCAGUGAGGUACUCCAUUGACCACCAUACAAAUCGAGACAAACUCUUCUACAUAGACCCAAUUGAUGGAUCAAUCACAACGCUGCAGCCAUUGGACCGAGAGCUAUCGAAAUGGCACAAUAUCUCAGUGCUUGCCACUGAAAUAAAUAACCCACAUCAAAUGAGCCGUGUGCCUGUUCUCAUUAAGGUCCUGGAUGUCAAUGACAACGCCCCAGAAUUUGCCAUGUAUUAUGAGACAUUUGUUUGUGAAAAUGUCAAAGCUGGGCAGCUUAUACAGACUAUAAGUGCCACAGACACAGAUGAACCUCUUUUUGGACACAAGUUUGUGUUCAGUUUAAGUUCCAACAAUCCAAAUUUUACAAUACUUGAUAAUGAAGACAACACCGCCCGGAUCUUGACCCGGCGGAGCGGGUUCAAUCGGCACGAAGUGAGCGCCUACUACCUGCCCGUGGUCAUCUCGGACAACGACUUCCCUGUGCAGAGCAGCACCAGCACGCUGACCAUCCGCGUGUGCAGCUGUGACGGCGGCGGGAACCUGCGCUCCUGCAGUGUGGAGGCGCUACUCCUGUCGGCUGGCCUGAGCACAGGAGCGCUGGUGGCCAUCUUGCUCUGCGUCAUCCUUCUCCUCAUGAUCGUGGUUCUGUUUUCUGCGCUGAAGAGGCAGAGAAGAAAGGAGCCCCUGAUCAUCUCCAAAGAGGAUGUGCGAGACAACGUGGUCAGCUACAACGACGAGGGCGGCGGAGAGGAGGACACGCAGGCCUUCGACAUCGGCACGCUGCGCCACCCCGAGGCCGUGGAGAGCAACAAGCAGCGGCGAGACAUCAUCCCCGAGAUACUUUUCCCCUACCACCGCCCGUCGCCCACCCCGGACUGCGCUGACGCCAGGGACUUCAUCAACUGCAGGCUGCAGGAGAACGACAGCGACCCCUCGGCCCCGCCAUACGACUCUCUGGCCACGUACGCCUAUGAGGGGACCGGCUCCGCCGCCGAGUCUCUGAGCUCCCUCGGCUCCAGCCUCACCGAGGGGGACCAUGACUAUGAGUACCUGAGCAGCUGGGGCCCUCAGUUUAAAAAGCUCGCUGAUAUGUACAUAGCAAAGGACAAGGCCUAAAUGCGCAUGGCAGCCCCACCCCUACUUCAGCUCAUGGUUGACUUUAGCAGUGACUCUGAACACACACACACACACACACACACACACACACACACACACACACACACACAUAUGCGUGCGAUUGCGUUCACUAUUGUAUUGUUUUCAUCUCUUUAUUUGCCUUUAAGACAUCCGUUGCCAUUCGUAUCACGUGCAGGCCAGGUCUUGUGUUGAGGUGUGUGUUACAGCAGUGUUGUGCUGGGAGCAGUGGUGGUUGUCCGUGAUUGUUCAGCAGUCUGCAAAUGUGCUCUGAAAUCUCUGUGCAAUGACAACGGCUGAUGGAGGUUUUGAUACUCUAGUAAUGUGGUCUACUGAGAGAGAAUUAUUCUUUUCUAUUUUUGGUUCAUGUGAAGGCUUUUGCAUUUUGAAAAGGUGUCAUGCUGUGAAGUCAAAUGAACUGUAAAACACAUCCGGACAGAUGUCACACAUCUUUAAUGUCACAUGUUUUGGUGUAUGUAUGGAGGGUCUUUGUGUUUUCUACACACAUUUUUAUGUAUAUUAAGUUUAUUUUUGUAAUAAAAAAUGGAAAUCCACAACCCU